CUUGACACUUUGCUUGCCUUGUUGAGUCAUCGCUGAAAGCGGCUCAGAACCAUGCGAGCCUCUGUCCUGGAGCCUGAACACUGAAGCUCUCUGGGGAUUUUAAUUCCUCUUUCGCUUCACUCACUGCCAAGUCGGACUGAACGGACAGCGGAUAGGAGAAUAUUAUCGGGGCGAGAAGCACCGGAGGCUCCGCGGCAUCAGCGGGCGAACUUGGCUUCUCUGCCCCGCGGGGGGUGUCUGUCUGUCGGCUUACCGCUGCGUGCAAGUCCCGCUGACCACUUGGUGCUCCAAGCAAAUUUCGUGUCUUCAGUGGAGGUUCCAAGCUAUAACUAAGUCGUGCCGUUGUUGCUAAAUGUCUUUAUCGUCUCUGCGGGCUUUUCGUCAAGCAUCUGUGGCUCUAAUGUGACAUUUGGUCGUGGCACCGCGCAGGAUCUUCAUCAAGUUCGUGGCCCUCCAAACUCCUCCAAGCAGGACGAGAACAGAUGUAACAGUGACCAGGAAAGACCAGGACCAGGCUGGGCCGGGUUAGGCCAGGCAAGGCCCACCUUCCCUGAGCAGGUUCUCAAAGAGUUCCUCCUAGUAGGUUAGUCUGGAAACAUCCUUGGUCUGUCCAUGUCUUCAAUGCACUUCCCUGGAUGUUGGCAGCAGGAUGGAUUUGGAUGUUGAUCUCACAGUUUCCUAUUCCUCUCGUUGCCUUUUGACCCUUCCCUCCCUGCUCUUCAAAAGAAAGCCCCUUGCGCUCUCCCGGGGCUUCCCUAAACCCAGUAUAGGGUUCUACAGGAACUGUAGCUUCUCUUUCUACUAACUCUUAUACUGCUUUGAGAAUGCUCCAUUGCUGUUCCACCUUGGUUGAUUUUAUUGGAGGCUGAGGAGAAAUUACAUUUAGCAAACCUUUGUGGUCUGGGAGGAAGAAUGUCGGAAAGCAAUAGCAACGCAGUGAAAUUCAUUGCCCCGGCCCCUCCGUCGCUGAGCCCUCAGACCCCCCACAAGAAUGUGAACUGCUCUGCAAGUUCAGACUCGCAUGUAGUGGACAAGCUGGAGGGACACCCGGAGGUCCAACGACGGCGUCACACGAUGGACAGAGACUCCAAGACGGCCGAGCACCGCUUCUUCCGCCGGAGUGUCAUCUGCGACUCCAAUGCCACCGCCCUGGACCUGCCCAGCAAGGCAGCGGUGACGCUCACCUCGCUGUCAGACUGCAUGGGACCCCCCGUCAGCUUUUUGGUUUCUCACAGUGCGGAGCGAGACGUCCAAGAGGCAGUGGAAGGCCCCUCUUUGCAAAGCUUGCAGCCCGGGGAACCUCUAGAGGGGCAAAGCCAAAAUAUCGGGGUGGCUCACGUCGGACACACUGAUGGAGUGGUAAAGGAGCCGCCUCCGGCCGUAGUGGAUGUCAAACAAACGAGAGACCGGCAGGAGUUGGCCAAAGACGAAAAAGUGCACGAGUGCAGCAUCAGCAGUCCUACGGAGGAGAAGGAGCGAGAGACGGAGCUGGCCAAAGCACGCGCUGAGCAGAGGGAGGCCGAGAAGCGAGUGCAGGAGGACAUCGAGGAGGCCGAGACAAAGGCCGUCGGGACGUCGCCGGAUGGACGCUUCUUAAAAUUCGACAUUGAGAUCGGGAGAGGGUCCUUUAAGACGGUGUACAAGGGGCUCGACACAGAAACAACGGUGGAGGUGGCGUGGUGCGAGCUGCAGGAUCGAAAGCUGUCCAAGUCGGAACGGCAGCGCUUCAAGGAAGAGGCGGGCAUGCUGAAGGGACUCCAGCACCCCAACAUCGUGCGCUUCUACGACUCAUGGGAAGGGCCAUGCAAGGGAAAGAAGUGCAUCGUGUUGGUCACCGAACUCAUGACGUCGGGCACGCUUAAAACCUACCUGAAGCGCUUCAAGGUGAUGAAGAUCAAGGUGCUGCGUUCUUGGUGCCGGCAGAUCCUGAAGGGCCUUCACUUCCUGCACACCAGAGCGCCGCCCAUCAUUCACCGGGACCUCAAGUGUGACAACAUAUUCAUCACGGGGCCCACUGGGUCGGUCAAGAUCGGAGACUUGGGCUUGGCUACGCUUAAGAGGGCCUCUUUUGCCAAGAGUGUAAUAGGUACUCCUGAGUUCAUGGCUCCAGAAAUGUACGAGGAGAAGUACGACGAAUCUGUCGACGUUUACGCCUUUGGGAUGUGCAUGCUUGAGAUGGCGACCUCAGAGUACCCUUACUCGGAAUGCCAGAAUGCCGCCCAGAUCUACAGACGAGUCACAAGCGGAGUGAAGCCAGGCAGUUUUGACAAGGUGGCCAUUCCUGAAGUGAAGGAAAUCAUCGAAGGCUGCAUCAGGACCAACAAAGAUGAGAGGUAUGCCAUCAAGAUCCUGCUGAACCAUGCCUUCUUCCAGGAAGAUACAGGGGUCAGGGUUGAGCUGGCAGAGGAAGAUGAUGGGGAAAUGAUUGCCAUCAAGCUGUGGUUGAGGAUAGAAGACGUCAAAAAGCUAAAAGGAAAAUACAAAGACAACGAAGCCAUCGAGUUCUCCUUUGACCUCAACAAAGAUGUCCCUGAAGAUGUGGCGCAGGAAAUGGUUGAGUCUGGCUAUGUGGCUGAGGGCGACCACAAGACCAUGGCCAAGGCCAUCAAGGACCGUGUGUCUCUGAUACGGAAGAAGCGAGAGCAGAGGCAGCUGGUGCGAGAAGAGCAGGAGAAGAGAAAGCUAGAGGCGGAGCUACAACAACAAGAGGCACUCAAAGCAGCACAGACACAGGCGGAGGCAGAAGAGACUGAGACUGAGCUUCAACAUCAGCAGCUGGGCAUCUCACACACGGGCGAAGGAGGUGUGGACAGCGGCCAAGGUUCUUCGGUAUUCUCCUCCGACUCCCCUCAGCUGGGUCAGCUGACCAUGUCUUACAGCUGCCCGCCUUCCACACGCGCUCAUUCCCAGCCGCAAAGCCCGUAUCUCUCCACGCCUGGCGCCAGCACGCAGCAACACCCGGCCUAUGUCCAGCAGCCACAGCAGCAAGUGCCUGCGUCCCGCCGCCGUCGAAGCCGUAGCAUGUCUGUUUGUGUGCCCCCUUCUUCCUACUCCCUCGCCCCCGCCCCCGCCCCGAUGCUCUGCCCAAAGCAACCCUCCACCACUCCGCCGGACCUGUCCUCCUUCAACGGCUCCUCCCCUCCUCGCGCGCCGCGGGACACGUUUGCCGGGCGGCUCUCCAAAGCGCUGGAGACGCUCCUCCCUCUUCACUCGGCCUCGCCGCUGCCCGGCACCAGGCAGCGCAGGGCGAGCCUGCCCGCCUUGUUCUCGAGCCCCCAGCAUUCAAUGGCACAUGCCUACAGUGGAGGAGCAGCAGGAGGAGGCAGCCUCUCCUUCUCAGCAGUGCCCGACCCGCCCGCUAUUUUCUUCCCCCCCGUUCCGGAUCGCCCCGUCUCCUUUUCGCCCCCUCCGACCGCCCCACCGAAGGCCUACAACACCCAGCGGCGAAAGAGCACGUCCAUCCUGGAGGCUCACACCCGCCACUUCCAGCCUGCCUACCCGAGAUACGGCAGCAGCCUCCACCCCUUCUCGGGGAUGGAGGCCGUGGACGCCCCCUCUCUCUUCAUGGUCAAUCCCGGUUUCGCCGCAGCGGCUCAGAGACUCGGAGUCGGAGAGCAUCUGCAUCUCCCAGGACAAUCUGACCCAUCUUUCUACGGCUAUAAGGACCUAAGGGCAGAACAGGAGGAAGUGGUGAGAAGGCUGAGUUUAAAUCAAGCUGCCUUAUUGGACCAUUAUGAAGCCAUGGCGUAUGGCGGCUACACAAUGAGUGCACACCAGCUGGGCUUGUUGAACUUCCAUCAACAGAUGCAGGCAGCUGCUGCAGCCGCCAGUUUGGGCUACGACUCGGGUCCUCACCCAGGCUUCUUGCACCCUCACUUGAUGCAAAGACUGAGCGCACACAGUCCAAUUAACCAACCUAUUCCUGCUUCGUCCGCUGAUGUAUGCAACCCCGCACAGCAACACUCCACCUACCCACUGUCAGCACCACCGACAAUAAGCGACGCCCCUACAGGAAGUGCUUUUGAUUACCAAUUGGCUGCCGCCGCCGCCAACGACCCGAGUCUCCUGGCCUCCAGACUGUACAGAGCCCGCAGGAGCUCCAUGGACCUUCCUCUGGAAGAAAACACCCCGGCAGGCUCUGGCGGCUCCGGCUCGUACCCUCGACUCCAGCCCGUGACGGAGGAGCUGUGUUCCUACGUCAGUCCUGAGCUUCCUUUACCACCAGGAAGUCUCCUCCUGCAUAACACAUGCCUGAACGCCAAGGACCGAAGUCCAGAACCAUCUAGCGACUCUCUGGCCUAUUCCGAUGCGGGGGAGUUUCUGUCGCCUCCUCCUUUAUCCCUCCUCCCUCAAUUCGACACUUCGGCCGCUCAGUUCAUUCCUCAGUCGUCCUGCGCCGCUGUCUACGACUCGGCCAUCGACACCCAUGCUCAUCCGCCCUCCAUGCAGAGCUUUCUCCCGCCCACUCCAUGCUCAGACCUCUCACACGGGGGGGCGUCAGCGACUCUACAGGAGUCUCUGGUUGAGAGUACGUGGGCCCGACAUGGAGGGGCCGUGGCUGCCCAGCCCGACAUGACGUACCAUGAGUCAUUGCUGGCCAUGCAGGCCGCUAACCACACACUGAAGCAGGCUCAGGUUUCAAAUCCGCAGCCCGCCUCAGGAUCCCCGUUAUUGGGCCCCGCAGCCUCCCAGCCUGCUCCUCUGGUGACGUCCCAACAGGUGAUUGGGUCAAUUCAGUGUGUCAGUUCAUGGACACAGAGCCCCACACACACUUUGUUGCAGGCUGCACAACACAGUGUGACCUUGCCCACCUCCACCUGCCUCACUUCUCUUCCAGUGGCCUCGGCCCCUGCCCUUCCUCUUUCCCCUGCCCCUGCAUCCGCCCCCCAACCCUUGGCCACCACGGUGCCAAUCAUCAGUGUAGUCGCGGCUGAAGCUACUAAGCAGUCUGUCUCUCAGCCCUCGGAGUUGUCCCACUUUCAGCUCCAACCACCCCAUGCAUCCACAGAGAGUGGCUACUCUGAGACCUCGGGCCUGAGCGACGGCAAUGAGGGAGGAGGCGGGGGGCGCCAUGAGGGGCGCUCCAUCAAGCGACACCAGAGGCGCUCCGUGCGAAGCCGAUCGCGCCACGAGAAACUUGCUAAGGCCAAACUCAACGUCCUCAAUAUUUCCAAGCGCGGCGACAGGGUGGCAGAGUGCCAGCUGGAGACCCACAACAGCAAAAUGGUCACCUUUAGGUUUGACCUGGAUGGAGACAACCCAGAUGAGAUCGCUCAGAUUAUGGUCCAGAGUGAGUUCAUCCUAGAAAGCGAGAGGGAGUCAUUCAUCGAGCAGGUCCGAGAGGUGAUAGAGAACGCAGAUGAAAAAGGCCUGGAGAGAGACACCAGCGGCCAGAUGACCGGUGACAUGACACAGCAAAAUCCUGCUAUAUCAGUCCCCAUGCCAGACACGCUCCCAAGUGCCUCAUCACAGGUGGUGCACUCAGCAGGUCGCAGGUUUAUUGUCAGCCCCGUACCUGAAGCCCGGCUAAAAGAACCAAGCUUUCCCGCCUCUACCUCACCAUCUCUUACACCUUCAGUCGAGACAGUUGCUCGGGCAUCAGAUUUGAGCUUGUCCAAAUCUGCGGGCGCCGUCAGCCUCCAACAAGCCUUUUCAGAGCUACGACAGAACAAGACUCUUUUGGAUGCUGGACCGAGCACUGCCCCCGCCUCCAUCCUAGCCUCUUUCCUGUCCGCUCAUCCUGCAGCAUCCUCGGCCUCCUCACCGCCUCCUGCUGUGGAAGGUGCUUCUUCAGCACAGGAGGAUGCUUCUCCUUCCGCUUCCUCCUCCACUCUGACUGUGGUCAAUCAGUCAUUUCCCAUCCAAGGAAUGUCUCAAAGCCAAGAGGCGGUACCCACUUCAGUCCCUUCCACCUUAGCGCUCAGCAACAUGGCCUCGACGAUGCUCACAUCUCCUCCUGCCUCCCUUGUGUACUCAGCCCCCUCAGAAGUUCUGCCUGAUCAUGCCUCCGCCUCCUCCACCUCUUUCUCUGUUAUCCCAACUUCCUCCCCCUCCUCAUCCUCCUCCUCAGUGCAGUCCACCUCGGUGCACUCACAGCCGCAAACAACUGCCCUUUCUGGGCAGACGCACGCUCACUGUGGAGAAUGUGACGCCAGGUGUGAUCCGUCAAUGGAGUGCCAAAGCAAGCCGGACGACAUCCAAGCCCUGGAGAAGAAGCUGCGCUCUCUCUUCAUGGACCUGGGCGGAGGGGUGGGCUCCACCCAGGGAGACCUGCUGCCUGAUGCUACCUCUGCAGCCUCCGCCGAGGGGACAUCCUCCCCGGUGGGCACCUGCUCUACCUCCACAUCUGUCGCCCCCAGCCAGUCAGCCAAUCCUUCUCAGCCCCCUAUCAGUUUGGCGCUAGGGUCUCCUGCUCCCCCACAGCAGAGCUGUGGCACACCUACGUCAACUCCUGCACUAGCAGUAAACCCAGCCACCAACUCCAGUCAGACAACUCCAUCCAAAGCGCCGUUAUCCAGAGUAGCGGCUACCUCUACUUCUUCAGAACUGCUGCAGUCCCUGCCUGGGCCGUGUGUCACACAGUCCCAGCAGCCUUUAGAAGACUUAGACGCCCAGCUGAGAAGAGCUUUAAGUCCUGAGACAGUUCCUGGCACACAGUCACAGGCUCCUCUCGGUGCCAAUCUUCUGGCGGCACAAGCAGUUCCUUUCUCCUCAGAGGAAGACUUCACCUCAUCUCCUGCUGCUCCUUCAGGUGGAAUCCAACUUGGCAGAUUCCAGGUGUCGUUAGCCACGGAGGGGCCUCCAAACCAGCGCACAGAAAUCUUCUCUUCUUCCACGUCUUCCUCCUCCUCCACCUCCUCCUCCUCCUCUAAUCUCUCCAGCCCAGAGAACACGUUGCACAAAGGUUCUUCCACCCCUCUGAGAGCAGUAGGAGACGUUGUGGACGGACUCCCUCAGAGAACGCUGGAAGGAAACCAACACUCCACCCCCAUUACCUCCCCAUGCGCCUCACCCAAGUUUACAACCAGCAUUGGACGCUUCCAGGUCACGUCCAACUCUGAGGCUAAAGUUGGUCGAUUCUCCGUCAGUCGGACCGCAGAGUCCAAGCAGAGCCCUCCUCCCGCUCCCCAGGCUUCUAACGGGCCCACCUGUCCUGGAAGUCCAGACAUGGCCCUCAAAGCUACCCUGCCCAUUGUGAGCAACUCCUUCAACAACAACAACUCCUACAUGAGCAGCGACAACGACUCAGAUUUGGAGGACGAAGACUUGAACUGGGAGGUCAACUGCCUCCGAGAGAAACACUUGCAGGAGAUUCAAGCUCUUCACUCACGCCAGAAGGAAGAAAUUGACUGUUUGUUCAGCAGGCUGGGCAAGGUUCCUCCAGCUGCCCUUCUCCCUCCUGUCAUCGCCUCGGCAGCCAGGAGGAGACGACCCACCAAGAGCAAAUCCAGCAAAUCGUCCAGAAGCAGCUGCUCCUCGCACACUAGCAAAAGUCCACCUCAGUCAGGCAGCACUUUAUCGUCCCAAAGCUCCCAGCUAGCUCACCUCGCGCCAGACGGGUUAUCAAGCGAUGUCGGCGGCGCCCAUCGGCUCCAACCUCUCCAAUCCAGCGAGAAGCUGUGUUCUGCAUACACCAGCGAGGCGGCUCUCUGUGCGCCGAGCUUGUGUGCUCCCACCCCAGGCUGUGUAAAGUUCAGCUGGGGGUCGGAGCGUUUGGCCUUCAAACCUGGCGGCAGGAGGACGCGCUUUCUGAGUACGCCCUGCUUGGCUCUUUGGAAGAUGGUGAAAAAAGUUUGUCCCUGCAACCAACUUUGUAGGACCAACAGCACCAACACAGUAAGCGGUCAGAGUCCUGGCGGCUCUCAGAUUGUCAACAUGUCCGCCCCCCACCGGCGGAGAGGAACCUUCACAGAUGACCUCCAUAAGCUGGUGGACAACUGGGCCAGAGACACCAUCAACCUAUCACAGGGUAAGAAAAGCACCAAGCAACUGCAGCAGGUGCCAGCGCAGGGACACAACUACGAGUCGACCAGCCUGGGCAGGAAGGGCUCUGCACCGAGUCAGCUGACCGCUGGCUCCGCCCACCCCUCAUCCAACCCGACGACCAACCCCACAUCCACUACCUCUUUGGCUGCCGGGGAGAGCGCACCGUGCCAAGCCCCCACCUCUCCCGCCGCCCCCCACUUCAUCCCCUACGCGCCCGCCCCCUCCUACACGGCUCAGUGGUCUGGACCCGCCCACAGGCUCUCUGCUCCUCUCGUCGGGGCUCCCCUGCUGGUCAGCACCUCGCAGACGCUCGGGCCUCAGCCCGCCUCCACCGGGGCUCACGCGUUCGCCAUGAGCGGCACUCUGCAGAAGUCGGUCAGCAGCCCGGGGGGACCGAACAUGAGGACCACGUAGGCUUUGACCUUUUCCCUGACCGGGCUGGAUAUGAGGAGGAGGAGAGUUAGGAGUGCGAGUGACGCAUCUUACCUUUUCUGCUGUCUUUGUGUGAAUAUCCUGUUUGCCAAAAAGGCCAAAGAGUGAAACACAUCUUCACCUUUCCAGAUUUAAACGCGACAAAGUGCAAUGUGUGUUUGGACUUUAGGAGGCGCAGCGAGGUCAGAUUUUGGGUUUUCUGGCGUAAAUAGAAGUACUUGAUGCAGACAGAAGGUCAACCAGGAGGAGGCCCCUUCCUGCGCACAAAGCAAUAACAUCAUAAUGAACAUGAAUGUCCAAAAAGUGGCCUUUUCGUAACAACUCAUACUUUCUAUCCUUUUUUUUUUUUAUCAAGCUUAUUGAGAGACAAACAACACUGUGAUUAUUGUGGACGACAACAAGAAGAUAGGCCUUAAUGGACUACAAACUAAUGCUAGCUAUUACAGUAUUCUUACAUAGAAGACACUUUAAUGAUUGCUCUGUUAGAUGAAUGUGAAUGUACAAAGUUUUCACUUUCUAGUGCCUUGCUUACUUCCGCAUCUGCAAUUUCCUCCCAGAGCAAAAACACUGGAGAAGCACACGAGGACCACCAGAGAUUUAGAUCGUUAACUUACUUCUGUACUGUGAUGCCUUUUAUUUUUAUACUUUCACCCACUUGUGCUGCGUACUGUGAAAACUUCUGUUAGCAUUAGCUCACAUUCUCAUAAACUCACUUUUUUUUUUUUUCUAAAAAGUGUUCAAAUCCUGCAAACCCCUCUCAAAAAUACAUUCACCAGUGUUCGAUAUUCAAGCACGGAAUUGUUGACGGUUGACAAGUUUUAUGUUGUUUUAUCUGCUGUUUUAUUGAACUCUGGUUUCUUCUCUCUUUGACACAAAACGCACGUGAAGUCUCAUCAGCAGCCUUUAUCGCUUCAUGUGUUGCACUAAGUAGUGUUCAGAGCUUCAUAACAAAUAAAUACAUUUGUUACUUUAUUUGUAAAAAAUGAUAAUUAAUGAAUAAAAGUUUGUUUCAAUGAA
This is a messenger RNA of Nerophis ophidion (straightnose pipefish), 9435 nucleotides long. RefSeq names its product WNK lysine deficient protein kinase 1b (gene wnk1b). Gene Ontology annotation, molecular function: protein serine/threonine kinase activity; ATP binding; chloride channel inhibitor activity. Bases 913 to 8400 code for a protein of 2495 amino acids. Gene Ontology annotation, biological process: negative regulation of sodium ion transport; positive regulation of sodium ion transmembrane transporter activity; positive regulation of potassium ion import across plasma membrane. NCBI's taxonomy places the organism in Eukaryota, Metazoa, Chordata, Actinopteri, Syngnathiformes, Syngnathidae. The record is from RefSeq and is a predicted model, not a curated record. Gene Ontology annotation, cellular component: cytosol; cytoplasm. The transcript has 39 exons.